GUCUGGUCACGAUUCGAAGGCUUCGUUCCUGACCACCGAGCUAGCUUCAACCGGGAGUUCCAUCGAUUGGCUAAGCACCAAGGGUGGGGCAAGGAGGAGCGUCGUCACUUCCGUGUAGAGCUCUUUGAUGCCGACUUCGCGGCUCAUAUCGGCAGCGAAAUCUUCAACCUGGAUCAUUGGAAGAUGUUGUGUCGUCUUUGUAGCAUCGCCCCAAUCCCGAAUGACAUUCCGGGUUGCAUGGAGGCACUUGAUAAUGUUCUGGUAAACAUCUAUGACCUCCUCGAUCACCAUCGAACCGGCGCACCCAUUGAGCCGUUCAAGAACUUCGCAGAGUUCCGCUGUUACACGCUCAACGGCCAUGUGUACCCCAUCGAAGAAGCGAAGGAAGACACGUUUCUGCCGAUCUUCCUCAAGGAGCUGAAA
This is a messenger RNA of Cucurbitaria berberidis CBS 394.84, 423 nucleotides long. RefSeq lists its product as uncharacterized. The transcript is spliced from 2 exons. The annotation marks the transcript as partial. Lineage: Eukaryota; Fungi; Ascomycota; Dothideomycetes; Pleosporales; Cucurbitariaceae. The record is from RefSeq and is a predicted model, not a curated record.